AUGGCGUCAGGAAUAGCGUUAACAGACACAGACAUUCGAGUUGUUGUUGCACUCGAUUUCGGUGUUACUUUUAGUACUUUUGCUUACGCAAAUACACAGAAUCCAGAGAUUGAGACAAAUAAUAAUUGGCCUGGUCGAGACGGCCAAUUGAAGAAUCCUACUGUUUUGCAAUAUGACGAGAAUUUUAAUGUAUUGCAAUGGGGUCAAUUAGCUCUCGUUGAAGAACCCGUAAGAAAAAGUCGGCCUAAUAAAGAGUCACAUCCAGUGGAAUUGUUUAAGUUGCAUUUGUCUUCUUUGAAAGCUGGUGAAAAGCCUUGGCUUCCUGUGGGAUUGAAUCAUGUGAAAGCGAUAACUGAUUAUUUAACAGAAAUGCAAAAGUUGAUUAAGGAAAAAGUGCAAACUCGUUGGCCAUCAUUAGAAUUUCCGCGACAAAUUAAAUUGAUUUUGACUGUACCCGCAGAAUGGAAUGAAAAUACAAGAAAUGUAUUACGAAAUGCAGCAUAUAAUGCUGGAUUAUUGAAUCAUGUCAAAUCAAGAAAUUUAGACAUUACAACAGAACCUGAAGCUGCUGCUAUCCACUGUAUGUCUGUUUUAAAGGAACAUAAUCUAAAACCAGGAGCAAACUUCAUGGUUGUCGAUUGUGGUGGGGGUACAGUUGACAUAACCAUAAGACAACUGCUAGAAAAUAAUAAACUAAGCGAAAUCACUGAACGAUCCGGCGACCUAUGCGGCGCAACAUUUGUCGAUCGCGAAUUCUUAAGAUUCUUAGGAAGAAAACUUGGUUAUGGCGUUAUCGAAAAACUGAAAAAAGACAAUUACAAACAAGUGCAGUAUCUAAUUCAAAGAUUUUUCUGCUCACGUAUCAAAUUUCUUUUCGACGGCGAGCGUGCGUCAUUUCGCACAAUCGAACUUGAUGUCCCAUAUUAUUGUCCAGCUGUGCAAGAUUAUGUUGUGGACAAAGAAAAGAAAGCAAAGAUGGAGGAAGCUGAUUGGCUGAUUGAAAUCACGUUUGAUGAUGUGAAAGAGAUGUUUGAUCCUGUGGUGCAGCGGAUUAUCGGUUUGAUUGAAUGGCAAUUGGAAGAGGCAAAUCGAGAAUGUGAUGCUCUUUUUCUUGUUGGCGGAUUCAGUGAGUCGCUUUAUCUAGUAAAAAAUAUUAAAGAAUUGUUUAAUGAUAAGAUCAAGACGAUCGCUGUUCCACCUUGUCCGAUUGCUGCUGUUGUCCGUGGGGCAGUAUUUUAUGGGCUCAACAUGAACAUAGUACAAAGCCGUAGGUUAAUAUAUACAUACGGAAUCGAAAUCCUCAACGAAUUCAAACCCGGAUUCGACAAAAAGAAACGAAUAACCAAGGAAGGACUCGUUUACCGAUUCAAUCCAUUAAUAAAACGCGGUACACUAGUUGAUGUCAACGCAAAAGUCACACGCGAAUUUUUCCCUGUGUUUCCUAAGCAGACCUCUGCCACAUUGAAAUUAUUCCAGACACGUAAUGACCGAGUUCGUUAUUGCAACGAGACUGGUGUUCGUUUACUGGGCACAUUGAAGAUUGAUUUACCAGAUGUUCAUCUUGGUACUAAUCGACCAAUUGAGUAUACAUUGACUUUUGGAAAAAUGGAGAUUGAGGCAACUGCAAAAAAUAAGAAAACUGGACAACUUUAUACGAGUACUUUUGAUUUGGAUAUGUAA
Messenger RNA from Ambispora gerdemannii, 1680 nucleotides. The record is from the annotation of a GenBank genome assembly. Lineage: Eukaryota; Fungi; Glomeromycota; Glomeromycetes; Archaeosporales; Ambisporaceae.